UUACAGGUUCUCAUGGAGCCAGAAUCAGAGGCAAAUGGAACUGCUGUCACUGAGUUUAUUCUACUGGGCUUGGUGGAGACACCAGAGCUGUGGCCUUUUGUCUUUGUGCUCUUCCUCUUUGCCUACCUGGUUUCAGUUGGGGGCAACUUGAGCAUCUUGGCUGCCAUCUUGGUCGAGCCCAAACUCCACACCCCCAUGUACUUCUUCCUGGGGAACUUGUCAGUACUGGAUGUUGGGUGUAUCACUGUCACUGUCCCUGCCAUGUUGGAUCGUCUCUUGUCUCAUAGGCGUAUAAUCUCCUAUCAAGCCUGCCUCUCCCAACUCUUCUUCUUCCACCUUCUGGCUGGGAUGGACUGCUUCCUAUUGACAGCCAUGGCCUAUGACCGAUUCCUGGCCAUCUGCCGGCCCCUCACCUACAGCAACCGCAUGAGCCAGACAGUCCAGUCAUCACUGGUGGCUGUGUCCUGGGCCUGCGGCAUCAGCAAUGCACUCACCCACACUAUUGCCCUUAGUACCCUCAACUUUUGUGGUCCCAAUGUCAUCAAUCACUUCUACUGUGACCUCCCACAGCUCUUCCAGCUCUCCUGUUCCAGCAUCCAAUUCAAUGAGCUGUUGCUCUUUGUCAUGUGUAUUCUAAUGGCAGGUGUCCCUCUGGUUCUCAUCAUCACCUCCUACACCCACGUGGCAGCUGCAGUUUUACGAAUCCGCUCAGUGGAAGGCAGGAAGAAAGCUUUCUCCACAUGUGGCUCCCACCUCACUGUGGUUUGCCUCUUCUAUGGAACUGGUAUCUUCAACUACAUGCGUUUAGGUUCAGAGGAGUCUUCAGACAAGGAUAAGGGGGUUGGGGUUUUCAACACAGUUAUCAACCCCAUGCUGAACCCACUUGUCUAUAGCCUUAGAAACCCUGAUGUACAGGGUGCCCUGUGGAGGGUGCUCAUGGGGAAGUGGUCACUGACCUGA
Molecule: messenger RNA, 960 nt
Organism: Phyllostomus hastatus (greater spear-nosed bat)
Lineage: Eukaryota; Metazoa; Chordata; Mammalia; Chiroptera; Phyllostomidae
Product: olfactory receptor 3A2
Exons: 1
Coding region: 13-960 (315 amino acids)
Biological process (GO): G protein-coupled receptor signaling pathway
Cellular component (GO): membrane
Molecular function (GO): olfactory receptor activity; G protein-coupled receptor activity
Source: RefSeq, a predicted model, not a curated record